AUGAAGUUUACCGCCGCUCUCGCCUUGGUUCUGAUGCAGACCGCCCCGGCAUUUGCUGGAUACCUCUGCGUGAUGUCGGACGGAAACCCCAACCCAGGCACCAGCAUCUGCACCGCGGCUGGCGGCACGCCUGAGAGGACUUACCCUGCGGCGUGCUGUCUUGCCGAUAGUAAGAAGGGCUCUUACGAGAAUGGAUGCAAAGACAACGGCGGUAUUCGGGCGCAGUACACUUACAUCUGCUAA
Colletotrichum karsti is the source of this 243-nucleotide messenger RNA. RefSeq lists its product as uncharacterized. The coding region runs from base 1 to 243 and encodes 80 amino acids. The transcript has 3 exons. The record is from RefSeq and is a predicted model, not a curated record. NCBI's taxonomy places the organism in Eukaryota, Fungi, Ascomycota, Sordariomycetes, Glomerellales, Glomerellaceae.